AUGGCUUGUGUUCAUGAUGAUAACGGAAGAGUCCGAAUACAGCACUUCUAUAAUGUUGGUCAGUGGGCUAAAGAAAUCCAGAGAAAUCCUGCUAGAGAUGAGGAAGGGGUUUUUGAAAACAAUCGUGUCACGUGUCGAUUCAAGCGUCCUGUCUAUGUUCCCCGAGAAGAAACCAUCGUAGAUUUGCACUUGAGUUGGUACUACCUGUUUGCUUGGGGCCCAGCAAUCCAGGGUUCUAUAACUCGUCAUGAUAUCGACUCUCCACCCGUGUCAGAGCGUGUUGUCAGUAUUUACAAGUAUGAAGAUAUUUUCAUGCCUUCGGCUGCCUAUCAGACCUUCUCUUCUCCAUUCUGCUUGCUCCUCAUUGUUGCACUGACCUUCUAUUUAUUGAUGGGAACCCCAUGACCAAUGGAAAAUAGCAAGAAUUUGGCAGUGGAAGUUUCUCAGGAUGGACGGCUAUAUGGAUGGACAAUGCAUUUUUCUUUUGGAAUUUAUAUCACAUCACCAUCCUCAUCUAGCUGCUUUUGAACAUAGUUAGCUUCUCAGAAGAGUGAAAUAACCAUCUCCCUUGAGUGGCAGAGUGGUGACAAAUCAUUUAAGAAAAUCAGCGAACACACAGGAGAAUAUUUUCAGUGUUGUGAUUACUUACUUAAGGAAAAUGAGACUUUUGUAAAAUCAAUAUGUGUAUGUGUGUGUUUGUGUGUUUGGGAGGGGUGCCUGUAUGUCUGUUUAGGUGAAUUUAGUGAUGGACAUCUUAUCAA
Messenger RNA from Pyrgilauda ruficollis (rufous-necked snowfinch), 761 nucleotides. RefSeq names its product DOMON domain-containing protein FRRS1L-like. NCBI's taxonomy places the organism in Eukaryota, Metazoa, Chordata, Aves, Passeriformes, Passeridae. Bases 1 to 405 code for a protein of 134 amino acids. The record is from RefSeq and is a predicted model, not a curated record. The transcript has 2 exons. Gene Ontology annotation, biological process: regulation of glutamate receptor signaling pathway.